This is a messenger RNA of Dermacentor silvarum, 4782 nucleotides long. RefSeq lists its product as uncharacterized. The transcript is spliced from 23 exons. NCBI's taxonomy places the organism in Eukaryota, Metazoa, Arthropoda, Arachnida, Ixodida, Ixodidae. Gene Ontology annotation, molecular function: cysteine-type deubiquitinase activity. The record is from RefSeq and is a predicted model, not a curated record. The coding region runs from base 354 to 2639 and encodes 761 amino acids. Gene Ontology annotation, biological process: protein deubiquitination.
AGUCGAGACGCGCGCAACACCGCCGGCGUCCCGGGAGCGUCUGGAAGUAGUCCGCGCGUUGUGUCCGGUUUGCCGUCGACCAUUUGUGACUUGUAAUGCGGACUGCUUACUGUGCCACCUGGGUAAGCCCCAGAAGGUGUUUGAUAUAAUCAGUUUUAUAUGGUCAGCUACGGUGCUUGUUUCUUUUGCGAAAAGUUUAAGUGCGGAAGAACACAAGGUACAGCGCUGAAAGCGGCGAGCGCGAAAUUGCGCCAUUGUGCGGUGCGGCUCAUACUCUUUCCGAAACCAUCAUUUCUUAUCUCCGGUUGUCAAAGUAGGUUGCACCGCGCUUCGCGGUAGCUUUGCAUUGGACAAUGUCCGCCCAAGAAGCAACUCAGAAGAUGGAUGAGUAUCUCACCUCAUUAGGAUUUUGGAGGAAGCAAAUCGCCGCUGAUGGCUCCUGCUUGUUUAGAGUGGUUUCCGAGCACGUGUACAACACGCAAUCGAAACAUGAAGCUGUACGACAGGCGUGUGUGCAGCACUUACGUGAGAACAAGUCCAUCUAUUCAAAGUACAUUGAUGCGGACUUCGAUCAAUAUCUGACAAACAUGGAAAAUGUGAAGGUCUGGGGCGGCCAUUUGGAGAUGCAUGCAAUGGCAGAACUGUACAAGAAAGACUUCCUGAUCUUUGAUAACCCCGGCAGGAGUCCCUACUAUGCAACGGAGAACCACUUUCAAGAUGUGGUGAUGCUCUGCUACACCCUUGGUAAUCACUAUGAUGUCGUGUACUCGAGGCAAAGACUUGGUGCUGCAGCCAUGUGCCAAUCCCUUUUGUACGAAACUCUGUACAAGACAGUUUUUGAGUUUGGAGACGAUGUUCACUUGGCAGUCAAAAAGAUGCUCUAUGACAAGACGUACUUCAAGCACAAGAAGAACAUGACCUUUCAGCAGUGGAAAGAGAGUGUCAAGUUUGGGCUAGAGACCAACGUCCUUACUGAGGAGGAACAGGCCAAUGCUUCUGAGGUUGUGACUGCGUUGGCCAAUCGAAUACCCCCAUUUCCAUUCAAAGUUGCCAAGGCUUUGGACCCGACAAUCUACAGAAAUGUCGAAUAUGACAUUUGGAACGAGGCAGAGAAAGAGAAAAUCCGCAGGGAACAACAAGUGAUUCCAAAGUUGGAGCCCGGCGUUAAAUGUUUGGUGCGGCUGACUCGCGACUUGGAAGGCCACAGUGCUUCUUUCCAAGCUCACAUUCAGAAAAUGGAGCCAAACGAAGGACCCAUCACAGUUUUCAUUGAAAAGCUGGGGAAAAUGUGCGUAGUACCGUACAAGAGUGUUCAGGCACUGCCCCUGCCAGCAUACAAAGCAUUGACUUGGCGCCAGGGCCCCCCAUGCAAGCAGCGAGGUAUCCUCUACCAGCACACACUACUGUCCAGCGUUCCAGAUCUUCAAAAGUCGCAGCGCAAGUUUGCACGCAAAGGAAAAGCAAAGGACCUGUCUCUGUGGCUGCCUACAGUAGUCGCUGGAACACGUCUGCCCCUAGACUUCUCUCUCCCGAGGCCUUCGGAUGUCACUUGCUCAUCUCCUCAUUUACUUAGAGGCAACGACAUCUUUACAGCUGACAAGGGAAAGUUCUCUCUCAGCCCCUCAUCACCCAUGGACACCAGUCAAGCACUUUGGAGCCCACCUGUACCACUGUUGCCACCUGGCAGUCCCUGCCAAUUUCCUCAGCCGAUCAUGUACCAAGAAAAACAAAGAUUUGAAAGCCAUGCAGUUUUUGACUUCAAGCCCCAGACUUGUAUCCCAUCCAGCUAUGGUCAGCCGACCACUCAAGACAUGCCGCUGAAGAGUGAUGAUUCCAGUGUUGUCGGCCCUGGUAUUCAAGCCCAACUCCCAGCAGCUCACCGCAUCGAAACGCCGUACUAUGGCAACUUCACCACCACUGUGUUUGACCCGUCUAUCCUGGGUCAGCCUGCACGCACAGAACCAGGGCUCCUGAGCACACCACCACCUUCGUCUUACGACUACAUUUCUGCUCCUUCCUUUACUUACGCAGCACCCUCUCCAGAUGUGUUGUGCAGCCCACCACAGAAUGGGAUCCUGAGCGCCACUCCCAAUGCUUGUACCAGUGAUGCCCCUCUGCCGUAUGGUCAGGAAGUCACGGCUGUGCAGCAGCCACAGCAGCAGCAGCUGGUUGCCUCCUACUCUCCAGUGCCCUUCACUAACAUGCUGUUCACCUGUGAGCCACCAGCGCCCUCAGUUAACCUGGCUGCUCAGCGCUCUAAUGACCUCGAGGGCAGUGACCUCCCCACUGAUGUCCCAACCCUGCGGUUCUUUUACAACAUUGGCUGUGAUUACUUUAGGACGUACGGCACCUCUCUGCAACCAUGUGUGUUCCCAUCAGUACAGGGCUACAAUGGGAACUUCAGCGUGACCAUUGUGCCAUACAUGGCUGACUCCAGCAUAGUCAUGCCUGAUGUCAGGUGCAGUGUGUCGGAGACUACAGCAACCACGAACAGUUUCACUGAAAGUCUGAACGAAGACGGCUCCCUCUCCUCCUCAUCACCUGGCUUUGGCUCUGUUGGAAAUGGCAAUGCUUUGGGUUCUUCACCAUCCCUCAGCUAUGAAAUGAUGUCACCAUCUGCUUCACAACCUCAGAACUGACAGCACUGUUACGCUGUGUGGUAGGGCAUGAGUGUUCAAUAUGUGGUACACAUGCCCAAGCUUCCCAGUUGCUGCCAUUAUCUCUCUAGUCAUUUGAAAAACCUGCUUAGCAGCAACAUAACUCGUGCAGUUUUUCCAUACCUGUGAUAAGUGGCAGUGCCACUCUGAGAUCACUGCAGCCAUUUGUCUGUGCCUUAUCACACUUGGGACUGUUCACAUUCAACACAGGACACCAGCCUUCAUUCAGUCUUAUUGCAGGUGCUAGCAAUUUUUGCAGUGGUGGUAUUUUCUUGACAUGCAGAUUGCAUUUCUCUGCACAUGUGAAUGCAGCGUACAGAGUGGUUUGCUGUCCCAGUGCCAAAAGCAAAUGGUGCUUUAUUGUUAACUAGGAAUCUCUGCCUUGUUUAUGCUUUGGAAAUCUGUGCAGUAGUUCUUGUAUAAUACAAGCUUUGUUCAAAAGCUUAAUGCCACUGUGAUAUUUAAUAUAGACAAUAGGCAGUUAAUUGAUCACUCUUUGGCACUGUCUGUUCAUCAAAACUCCUAGUCAGACACACCAAUGUAGCACUUCCGUGCUCCAACAUGGUCACAUUUGAGCAUUGCCAUCUUUAGUUGCAUAGUUACAGCCUUACUCUAGUCAAACAUGCCAAAGUGGCAGUGCAAUACACACACUGUUCUUUAAAAUGCAGCAUAUUUUAUGCACAUAUAUUGUCUUAUAUAAAAGGCCACUAUUUUUCUUAGCUCGUAUUUUUGUAUAGUUUUGGGCCUACUGUAAACUGUGAACAAAUAUGACCUUCAAAUUGCCAUAUUCCCUGGUAACUUUGUCAUGUCUUUCAAAAACGUUUUUUCCUUUUUGUCAACCUUCUCACUGGUAGCAGCCUCACCACGCUUAAUUCAGCUGUUACCUUAUUCCUUCAGUGCUCAUCUACACAGAAAUUACUUGUACUUGUGAUCAUCAGUGAAUUGACAGCUUGUAUGUCUACCAUGCUCGACCACUGCCACGUCGCAUAAGAGAGCUUCUUGGCCCGACAGACUUUUCUCAUUGAGCAAAAUGCUGCAUUAACUCAAUCGCUGCAUUUUUUUUUUUUUCGUUGUACUUAAAGUGUGUUAGUCACUGUUUAGACAAGUGUUCUGACAUUUGUUUUGUGCAUUUUGUGCUCUCACUACUGGCCAUGAUCUCUUUGCCCCUAUGCUCACUUAUUUCUUGAUAUCCAACAAACUAAAACUUUUUUUCAUUCCCUGGGAGCAGAUCACUCACUCAUACCUACCAUUCGGCAGGAAUAGCUGUGUUAAUUGAUUGCCUGCCAAAUGUGGUAAAAAAAUUAUUUUAGAGAUUGGUGUGACCAAACUUGAAGAAAAAGAAAAAAAAAAGAUUGUUAAGCAAAGGCAAGAAAGACCAAAUAUGACCUUGUCACUGUCAUGCUGUGAUAGCAUUACACAUGUAUUCGUGGUGCAGUGUACCUGGAUUUGUUGUUCCUUUUUUUUUUUUCCCCUGUUAGAGAGGUGCGAGUUGCCAGCUCAUGUGUUAGCCAUUAAUAUAAUUUUUGUUGAAACAUUGUUCCCUUCAAAGACUGAAGUUCAGAUGUUACUGCCCCUUUUUCUUCAUAUAAAGUACUUUGGUGUGUCGUCUGUUUUCUUCUUUUAACCUAUAAAAUACCCAACAUGGCCUUUAGUAAUGUGUGAACUGUUUUCCUCAAAAGUUGAGGAAAAUAUCUUUUCUGCGUAGUGCCUAUUUUUUAACAUUAACUCGUGCCAUAUUAGACCCUACUUUUGCCUUGUGCCAUUCAAACGCUUGUGCAUUUGGUCAUUGUUUUGUCUCAAGAACCAAGGCACAGCCAAUGUCUCCCCUGUUUAAACCUUCUUUGUUGCGUCUCUAAAAAAGUGAGGCGAAUGUAUGUCACAGCCACUGUUCUUACUACUUAAACCUGAGGCAUUGUUUUGUUUGUUAUUGGAGAUUUUUAUGCCACCAGGGUGGUAUCAAUACUUCUUUUUUUGAACACGAUAAAGAAAAGAGCAGUAUCACCUUGUUUCCUUUUCAUUGUAUCUGUUGCUAACUGCCACGCCCACUUUUUACUUCUGUAACUCUUUUUGUGCGUUUUCUUCAAAUAAAGAAGACCAGAAGCCCAAGGCAAAAGUCUUAUUUCUG